Arabis nemorensis is the source of this 384-nucleotide messenger RNA. NCBI's taxonomy places the organism in Eukaryota, Viridiplantae, Streptophyta, Magnoliopsida, Brassicales, Brassicaceae. The record is from the annotation of a GenBank genome assembly.
AUGUUGCUUUCAAGUUUGUUCAAUUUACUCCCUCUCAAUCUCGGUCAGAUAUAUGUUGCUGUAAACAGAUUCCAUCUACGGUUUCAUCAACGACUCAGUGCGUUGCUUUGUAUUAUAUUCACUUUGACAUGUUUUGUUAUUGUUUCUUAUGAAAUUGCUAUCUCAGGCUUUCUUCUUCUUCAACGUCCUCCAAUAGUUACUUCGUCCAAGUUGAUCGAGAAAAUUAUCAAGAACAAUGAAACAAGAUGGCUUAAAUCAUAUGUAGCAGCAGGUUGUAUCAUCCAUGAUGCUGCACAAAGCACUAGAGCUUGUUUUCUGUGGCUAAAGAAGCUUGUUAAAGGAGCAGCCGGGUACGUAGAAGAGCAGCCGCUAAGGAUCCAAUAA